AAAUGGGUUCUCAUGGUAAACUAGAAACUGAAAAAUUAAGAAAAAAUUUAGAGGCACAAUUGGAUAGGCUGGUGCAACAAUUGGAAGACAUAAAAGAAAAUCGAAGUUCAUUAGAUGCAGAAGCUUAUGAGGAAGCUAUGCAACUCACAAAAGAGGAUUUACAGGAAUUCAAUGAAAGUUUACAAAGAAUGAUAUCUGGUGAUACCACAUUGGUUGAUGAAUUGGGUGCAAUACAAUUGGCAAUUCAGGCAGCAAUUGGUGAAGCAUUUAAAACUCCUGCUGUUAUCAGAAUGUUUGGAAAACGAGAGACAUCACAACUUAGAGACCGUUUAGUUCAAAUUGAUUGUGAUACAAAACUUGGAAAACUAAGUAAAGAAGCUAGUGAUCAUCAACGUAAAGGGGUAUUAAAUGCUUUGAGGCAGCUUGGAGAGAAAUUGGAACCUCAAGAAUUACAGUUAUUGGAAAAAUUGAUGUUUAGUAAUAUUGAUACAACAAGUUAUGUACAAGUGACUGAAAAUACAGAAAAGGGACAAAUGGCUAUGGCAGUAGUAGGUAAUGAAAUUAGAACACAAAAUGUUUAA
Habropoda laboriosa is the source of this 581-nucleotide messenger RNA. Its product is annotated as protein LZIC-like. The coding region runs from base 3 to 581 and encodes 192 amino acids. Gene Ontology annotation, molecular function: beta-catenin binding. The record is from RefSeq and is a predicted model, not a curated record. NCBI's taxonomy places the organism in Eukaryota, Metazoa, Arthropoda, Insecta, Hymenoptera, Apidae. The transcript has 3 exons.